AUGGCUGAGGAAGAGGUAGACUGGGGUAUGGACGAGUCGGUGGAUGUUUGGAGACAGGGCGGAGGCGUCGCAGUCGGAGAAAAUGAGGACGAGAUCAGUCUGGACGGGAUGGAAGGGGAGAGUGAUGCACCCAAGCCAAAUUCCGCAAAAACUACCAACUCACCCCGAGCUUCCAUCAGUCGCGCCCCGCCCACCGGACCUCGCCAAUCCCUUCGUCGUGAUACUUCCGACAGCGGAGCUGGAGCCACACCGCCCACUGGGCCGAAACGUGCCGAUUCGCGCCGGCGCGGCGGUCGAGGGCGGCUACCUGCGCAGGAGCGAGCAAAUCCCAACAUCGGCUCAAGCGAUAACGGGUAUGGUGACAGGCCAACUCGUGGAUCUCGGAUGAGGGGAGGGGGAGCUGUUGAACCUGCUCAAGAGACUCAGGAACAUGUCGAGGAAGUGAUCAACCCCGAGCCGAUCCCUACCGAUGAGCCACUUCCGGAAGGCUGGGCCGAGGUCGUUUCUCGCAGCCAGGGCUUGACUUUUUAUCACAACAAAGCUACAGGCGAGACGAGCUGGGUCCGACCUCGUAUUGACCCGCCAGUGGAAGAGGUUGUCAGCGACCGACCCAUCACGCCGCCGCCUACCGCCCCGAAAGCCUCAUCGAAUGGAACGGCUGGCCGAGCCAUCGCAUCCGCCUCCAAAGCCGACCAACCGACUAGCACCCGGCAGCCUCCAUCCGGUCCCGGCAGUGCUCGCUACCCAGAGACAGACCGAGCCGCGUCUGUAUCGGUCUCGGCACCCGCUUCCGAGAAGAAGGCUGAGCCCGUUCGCGAUCCGGUCCAAUCAGCGUACGCCAGCAGGAAGAAGAUUCAGGCGGGUCGGGAACCCGCGCGUGCGCCCUCAGUGGCGGCAGGGGAAGAUCGAGGAGUCAAGCGGAGCAUGUCGCCUAGGCGGGAAGAAACGAAACGGAGUAGAGUGGAGAAUAAUGGCCCUGGACGACCAGAGCCAGCUGCAGCUCGAAACAACGAUCGCGAUUCGCAAGCUCCACCUCCGGCUGGACCCCGCUCAUUCGCCGGUGAAAAUCGCGCGGCUCGGUCACCCUCUCGCGUCAAAGUCGAAGAUGAUCGAUCUCGAGCGGAGAGCUGGGACGUUGUCCGGGAAGAUCGUACUCCAGCUGCCAAACCCGCUGCUCCGCCCCAUAUUGCGAGGGGAAGCAAUACCGCUCCACUCGCUAUCAACCGCUGGGGAUCACGUGCGGCGUCCGCUGCCUUGGGCAACACUCCUGCGGCUUCAGCCGAGGUUUCCGAGCCUGUCAGGCGCGACUCCAUCCCACCAGCUCCCGCGGCGGAUCUGCCUCCGGUCGUCCCCGCUCGCUCCGUUCCACUUUCAGAUAUUACAGCUCGUCGAGCGCAACUACGGGAGGAGGCGCGACAGGCGGAAGAGACCCUGCGUAGGAUCAAAGAGGAAGAGGACAAGCUCGAUCGGGAGGAAGAGGACGAGCGCAGGCGUGUCGCAGAGGAGGAGACUGAGCGGAAACGCAAGGAGGACGAGCGAGUGAGGGAAGAGGAGGCACGGAAGCGCAGAGAGGAAGACCGGCGCAGGGAGGAUGAGCGGAGAAGGGUCGCUUCUCCACCGAGACCGCUAUACGAUGAUGAUCGGAGCUAUCGCCCCGCCGCUUCCCCACCUCCGCCUCGCGGUCCACCACCAGCCAACAGGCUGGACGGUCCCGGCCCGCCCGCUGGCUUGCGGGAUGUCCGCCGUGCCCGACCCGACUCGCCCUCCCGCACCGCCCGCCAACCUUCCCCUGGCCCCUUUUCGCGAACCCGUGAUCGCAGCCGAAGUCGAAGUCGCGAGCGCCCAGCUGGACGGUACGCUGCCCGCAAUUCCAGUCCGUCGAGGAGGAAUGGAGACUCGUACUAUCCCGACGCGGAACGUUCCGAUGACCGAGACCGCCGAGCCCCGGCUGUUCCCCUCGCAGAUCGUAUUGGACGACCCAGUCGAGCGGCAGAGACUUUCCCAGAGCCAAUGCGCGCCCGUCAGAGGUCUGGAUCCCGAGGUGAUGCACGCCGUGAUGCCGCGCCCGCCACUGGUGGCUAUCGACCCCUUGCCGAGCGCAUGUCAAGGGAUGGAAGGGACGUCAGGGACUCACGGUCACCAUGGGGCGCGAGGGGGCGCUGA
Molecule: messenger RNA, 2163 nt
Organism: Dioszegia hungarica
Lineage: Eukaryota; Fungi; Basidiomycota; Tremellomycetes; Tremellales; Bulleribasidiaceae
Exons: 7
Coding region: 1-2163 (720 amino acids)
Molecular function (GO): protein binding
Source: RefSeq, a predicted model, not a curated record